Messenger RNA from Physcomitrium patens, 5421 nucleotides. NCBI's taxonomy places the organism in Eukaryota, Viridiplantae, Streptophyta, Bryopsida, Funariales, Funariaceae. The record is from RefSeq and is a predicted model, not a curated record.
AUGGGAGCUGCCUCCAAGGCGGCCAAGGUUCCCCCUUUGUUUCAGAGGAGGAGGAGGAAGCAAAAUCCCUUGUUUCCGUGGCUUUCUGCCCUGGCUCCAUGCGAGUCCGGAAUUCUGAAAGCCGGGGCAGGGAGUUCGGAAAGGGGAGAAAGGCAUGGCCGCGCUCGCCCCUCCGAGGAUUGUUUAGGGCAGGCGCUUUGGAGAAGAGGUUUGAUUGUGGCAUCUCUUCUGAGUGUCUGUCGGUGGUGCCUGGUGUGGCACUUUCCUCCCACCCUCCCUGGGCAAUCGAAGAAGACGACAACGACGAAGAAGAUGAAGGAGGACGAGGACGAGAACGAGGAGGCGGAGAAGAAAAGUCUACACGGGCCGCCAGAACAGCUAUACGAAAUUGUGACGUUGGUGAAUGAGCUGCUCCCGCCGCUGCCGGAUGGUCAGGCAGUCCCUUUGGCUGCGGGGGCAGCGCCGUCGUCGUCGUCGAGCGUGGGCGGAGGAUCUCGAGGUGGACGAAAGCAUUCGGGCAUGACAAUUGCAAGCAGGGCGGAGGAAGGUGGGGGUGGGGUAGGCGUGGAAACAUCGGCUCGUGAGAUACUUCUGCGAAAUCAGCCGGAGCUGCUGGAACAAUUCGGCAAUGACUUGUUCCCGGUGCUUGUUCAGGUGUAUGGGUCGAGCGUGAAUCCUCCGGUUCGGCACAAGUGUUUGGCGGCGAUCAUCAAACUGGUCCAUUUUACCGCGCCGGAAAUGUUGCGGUCGUUGUUGCAGGAGUCGAACAUAUCGAGUUUCUUGGCGGGCGUGUUGGCAUCGAAGGACAUGUCGCUGCUGACGAAGGCGUUGCAAAUAGCGGAAAUGCUGAUGCAGAAGCUGCCGGAUGUAUUUGCGAAGAUGUUUGUAAAAGAGGGAGUGGUGCAUGCACUAGACACUCUGAUCACGUCGGAGCAGGUGGGAGCCUUGUCCCCCCCAGGUGGGUCUCGGUCGGCGGAUUUGGCAGCGAAUGCAGUGGUGACUGCCAGCGGGGGGAUCCUGCCUCCACCUCGACCUCGAAGGGGAGGGGCGAGCAGGAGGAAGUCGAUGGGGAGCACGGACGAGGAGGCUGGGUUGUCGACGAGCGCUCCAUUGUCUACAACGAUGGCGUCGCCACCUUCCGGAGGUGAGCCGUUGCGGACCAUCCGGUCUGGGCUUCGGGCAAGCGCGAUCGCGCGUGCGAAGAAAAUACGCAACACUUACUUCCCGGGAGACGCGGGGGCGGCGGAUGAGGGUGUGACAGAGAGUCUGCGGAAGCUGAAGAAGUUAUGCGCGCAGCUUAACGGAGAGGCAAGUGGUGGGGAGGGGAAGGGAAAGGGUCUAGGUGGUGGGAGAGGUGCGGGAUUGAGCGAGGAGCAGCUGGGUGCGGUGGUGGGCGUACUACUUGGGGAGCUGGGGGCUGGGGACGGCGUGUCGACGUUUGAAUUCGUGGGGAGCGGAGUGGUUGGGGGCUUGAUAAACUACUUUACGUGCGGUAACACUGCGAAGGAGAACGUGGAGGACCCAGGGUUGCGGGAGCAGGCGCUGAAGAGGAUGAAACAAUUCAUCGAGGUGGCUCUGCCUCGGGAGACAGGCGUGAGCGGCAGCGAUGCCCCUCUGACGCUGUUGGUGCGGAAGCUGCAGAAUGCACUGGCUUCGUUGGAGCGGUUCCCGGUGGUGUUGAGCCACGCACCUCGGUCGAACAGCUGGACGGUGAGCAUUGCGGCAGGCCUGAGUGCGCUGACGCAGCCUUUCAAGCUGCGGCUGUGCAGGGCGACUGGGGACAAGACGUUGCGGGAUUAUUCGAACAACAUCGUGCUGAUCGAGCCGCUGGCAACGCUGAUCGCAGUGGAGGAUUUUCUUUGGCCACGGGUUAAGCGUCAUGAGCGGGCAGGGACAGCAGCGACGGGCGCAGCAAGCACGAGCGAGGCGAGUGCUCCCAUACCAGUCCCAAAUGCCGAGAGGCGGCCGUCGACUCGUUCUCGUAGUGCGGCGGCGGCUGCGGGGAUGGGUAGCGGGAGGAGUUCGGAGAGCUGGGGUGGUGCGAGUGGGGCGAAAGGGAAGGGCAAAGCCGUGAGUCGGUCGCUGGGGGCAAGCCCAGGCGGCGACGAGUCGCGGGGACCUGAGACUCGAAAUGCAGCCGCUCGACGGCGUGCAGCAGCUGCGAGCGCGUCAACCGAGAAGGCUGCAUCGGAAGGCGAGAGCGAGGAGGACGUGGAGGUUUCUCCAGUGGAGUUGGAGGAAGCCGUGGCGAUGGACGAAGACGAUCUCUCUGAAGAGGAAGACGAGGACGAAGACGAUGAUCACGACGACGUUUUUGGGGACGAUCCAGUGGCGCCCUGUAAAAGAGACCAAGUUCAUGACGUGCAACUUGGCGACGCGGAGGGCGGGGCCGUGGCAUCUUCGAGCGAGGCGUCGCAACCUUCGGGAGGUGCGAGCGUGGUUAGCAGGACUGGCGCGUUGACGUCGGGUGCCGAAUCGAGCGGGACGAGGACGGGGGGAUCUCGUGGUGCGUUGUCGUACGCGGCGGCAGCCCUGGCGAGCGCCGGCGUGAACGGCAGUCGGGGUGGCGGUCGUGAGCGCAAGUCGGUGGGAGCGGCGGCUGCUGCAGCAGCGAAUUCGCCUCCGAAGCUGGUGUUUUGUCUCGGGGGAAAGCAGCUGAACCGUAUGCUGACAAUAUUCCAGGCGAUUCAGCGUCAAGCAGUGGCCGAAGAGGAUGAAGAGGAGCGGUAUGGGGGAUCUGAGCAUGGCGGUGGCAGCGGACGCAGGCUGUGGGACGAGGUGUACACGAUCACGUACCAGAGGGCGGACGCGAAUGGGGAGGCGACGGCGUCCGCGGUUGGAAAGUCGGCAAGCGCAAGUCCUCGGGGUAAGGGUUGCGGGUCGGCAAUGGAGGGGUCGUGGCAGCAGGCGUCACUUCUGGACAGCACGCUGCAAGGAGAACUGCCUUGCGACCUGGACAGGUCGAACAAUUCGUACAGUAUUUUGUUGCUGCUGCGGGUGUUGGAGGGGCUGAACAAGCUGGCACCACGUCUGCGUGCUCAAGGUGCGUUGGAGGCGUUCGCCGCGGGGGAGGUGGAUAGGGUGGACGAGUCUCCAGGUGCGGGGCCGCUGGUUCCGCGGGAGGACUUUUUAAGCAGCAAGUUGACUCCAAAGUUGGCGCGUCAGAUGCAAGACGCGCUAGCGUUGUGUAGCGGCGGGUUGCCGUCUUGGUGCGGGCAGCUGACUCGUGCGUGUCCGUUUCUGUUUCCGUUUGAGACGCGUAGGCAGUAUUUUCAUUCAACAGCAUUCGGGCUGUCGCGGGCGCUACAGAGGCUGCAACAGCAGCAGAGCGCGGACGGGGCAGCGGCUUCGAACGACCGGGAGCUGCGGGUGGGGAGGCUUCAGCGUCAAAAGGUGCGGGUGUCCCGACAGCGGAUUCUGGAGUCAGCGGCGAAGGUGAUGGAGCUGUACUCGGGGCACAAGGCGGUGUUGGAAGUGGAGUAUUUUGGGGAGGUGGGGACGGGACUGGGGCCUACGCUGGAGUUCUACACGCUGCUGAGCCAUGAACUGCAGAAAGAAAAGCUAGAUAUGUGGCGGUCGGAGACGAUGAUGAAGUCAGAGGCAAUGGCGGGGGUUGAGUCGGCGGAGGUGGAGGCAGUGGACGCGGACGUGGAGAUGGUGGAGGAGGAGGUUGCGGAGGUGGAGGCGCUGUCGAUGGGAGAGGGCGAUCGGGGGAGCGCUGAGGGGGGAGCAAUCUCGGGAGAGUACGUGACCGCUCCGCAGGGGCUGUUCCCCCGACCUUGGCAUCCGGACACGGACCCAGGGAGCAACAAAAAGUACUGGAAGGUACUCGAGCAUUUCCGGCUGCUGGGGCGGGUGAUGGCAAAGGCGCUUCAAGAUGGGCGGUUACUGGACGUGCCGAUGUCAACAGCGUUCUACAAAAUCAUUUUGGGGCAGGAGUUGGACUUGUACGACAUACAGACGUUGGAUCCGGAGCUUGGACGGACGCUGUUCGAGAUGCAAGGUUUGAUUAGGCGGAAGCAGCUUCUUGAGACUCAUGGUGGGAAGCGGGAGGAGGUAGAGGCAUUGACUUUCAGGGGAUCAAGGUUGGAAGACCUUUGCCUCGAUUUUACCCUUCCAGGGUACCCGGAAUACGAGCUGCGGAGCAACGGGCGGGAGGUUGCGGUGGAUCUCGACAACCUGGAAGAGUACGUAUCGCUGGUGGUGGAGGCGACGGUGAAGGUGGGAGUUGGACCUCAGAUUGAGGCGUUUCGGUCCGGGUUCAACCAGGUGUUCCAGUUGUCCUCUCUGCAAAUUUUCAGCGAGGACGAGCUGGAUUAUCUGCUGUGCGGGCGACGAGAGCUGUGGGCGCCGGAAUCUCUUCCUGAUAUUAUGAAGUUCGACCAUGGAUAUACUGCGUCGAGUCCUCCUAUCCGAAACCUGUUGGACAUAAUGUGCGAAUUGAGUCCGGAGGAGCAGCGAGCAUUUUUGCGAUUUGUGACGGGAGCGCCGCGACUUCCUCCUGGGGGACUCGCAGCGUUGAAUCCGAAGCUGACGAUCGUUCGAAAGCACCCGACUGGCGGUAGCGGAGUGGCACUUGGUAGCACACCACCUGGAGCUGCAGCAGGAAUGGGGACGACGUUGGCGGACAGGGAUCUGCCGAGUGUGAUGACGUGUGCGAACUAUCUGAAGCUUCCUCCGUACUCAUGCAAGGAGAUCAUGAGGGAGAGGUUGUUGUACGCGAUACAUGAAGGACAAGGGUCGUUCGACCUGUCUUAGAUACAUCUACAUAUAUACAUAUAUAUAUUUUUUGUGGGUGUGUAGCGUCUCAGAUUUGAGGCGAUCUGCUUCGUGGAAGAAGUUGAAUGGGGUACUUCGAGCUCAGGAGGUGACGUUAUAGCAAUGGAACGGCACUUGGAAGCAGGGAUGGUGCGUUUCCAAUUUAAUGUACAUAGUGGACAUGGAUGGUGGCGUAGUUUGUGGACGGGUUGUCCUAGCGAGCUUCGAGACGGUGCUGAUGAUUUUAUUGGCAUUGUGCGAACGGCAUGCAGUAGACACGAUGGAAACUACCAUACCUGGUAGUUGUAUGGCUUUUCAAACAGAAGGGAGAUGUGGAGGCAUCUUGGUUUACCGAGCAGUCUGUAUGGUGUCUGCCUGUUACUGAUUAUGCGACAACUGUACUGGGUGUGAUGUGACAGCAUGCUGCUCAGUUGCAAAUCUACAGUUUAGUUCUCUGAAAUGGAUAUAGCCAUUUUACAUAGUUUUAUUUUAAACAGGUGUUUUGGAUAGUGUAUGCAGGCGAAGUUGUCAGCAGCAGUAGUGAUUUUAUUGAUCUUUUCCUGCUGUUUGUUUCAGACUUUGCUACUGGGUUGUAGGCUUUUGUCGUUGUUGUGUAAUAUUUAGUUUUGAAUAUCAUUUGUUGGGUUUGGGGGUAUCAAUCUA